Sycon ciliatum is the source of this 2550-nucleotide messenger RNA. Its product is annotated as bone morphogenetic protein 2-like. The coding region runs from base 573 to 1847 and encodes 424 amino acids. Gene Ontology annotation, molecular function: growth factor activity; cytokine activity. The record is from RefSeq and is a predicted model, not a curated record. NCBI's taxonomy places the organism in Eukaryota, Metazoa, Porifera, Calcarea, Leucosolenida, Sycettidae. Gene Ontology annotation, cellular component: extracellular region. The transcript is spliced from 2 exons.
UUACUUUCAUCCGCCGUUCUUGGGUUGACAGCCAUCCAGCAGGCACCAGUUUUCUUCUCCUACAGUCCCACGGCGUCCUGCAAUAGACACCGAGGAUUGGUCAGUGCAGUUCUGUGCGGACAGCAAAUAAACAACACCAUGGCACGGUUGUGUGUUGUCGUGUGCUCCUGGUUUAGCAGCGUGACUCUCCCUCUACUUCUGGCCUGCUCAGAGCUGUCGACAGAAGAGUUAUAAAGAGUUGGGAGUACCGGACGCAACCAUCAGAAGCCGAUAGUGCCCUCGGAGAGCCACCAGUGUUCCAUAACGGUUUUAGCCAUUGCGGCAUCGCUCUUAGAGAAACUGAAAGAUACAUAAUUCCAUCCAUCAACGCUCAGAUACUGGAGAGGGACACAAACAUCAGGAGUAUUGGCCGACAGAGGAUUUUCGAGAGGAUUAUAGAAAGGAAGCGAGAACAGAUUGUGGUGCUCUGUGUGGUGGUGUGGCAUCGGACCUGUUUGCCUCCCUUGGCUCGGACAUCUCCACCAUCAGCAUCAAUUGGAUAAAGCAGAGGAGCAGCAGCCCCCGCCGUGACCAUGCGCCACUCUCUACGGACCGAGUUCUCUGCACAAGCUUUGCUUGCUCCCCUGUUAGCGCUGGCCCUAGCGGUGAGUUGGACGCGGGGAGCUACAGUACUGACGACGCAUGCACCGGCGGUGUCAACCUCCGACGCACACGAAACAGCCAAGAAGAUAGCACGAGUCAUCAUGGGAGAGGAGGACUUGUCCGGGCCGAAACCCAACGGCACCACAGACACUGGGUUUAGGGAUCCGGCGAGGGAAUCGAUGUCGACGCGUCAAGAACAACGGAGAAAAGAUACCAUUCUGCAGCUGAUGGAACAAAGCGAGGAGAACCUGCGUAAGAGUCGAGACGUGGAACAGUUUGACAUAAACAAAAACCUUACGGAGCAGUAUGACAUAAUACGAGCAAUUCCUAUGAGGCACACUCGAAAGAAAGGUCAUAACAACUGCGGAAUCAUCACGUUUGACCUGCACCAGGCCAGCCACAAGGAGAAGCUAGUGCGCGCCGAGCUGCUGCUGAACACCAAGCUGCGGGUGGGAGCGGCGAGAUCCUCCGGCUCCGGCGUUCGCAUCGUGCGCAUCUACCGGGUGGGUGAGGACGGCAGCCACCGGGAGCUGAUCACGCAGAAGGUGAUAGCAUUCAGCCCGAUGAUCCGCAACCAGGACAAGAUCCGCUGGGAGACGUUUGACGUGCUACCCGCGGUGAAGCAGUGGAUGAAUGGCGAGCCGAAUCACGGCCUCCAGCUGGACGUGCUGGCCAACAACGAGAGCAUGAAGUGCGGCUCGCGCCCUGACGUGCACUUUGUGCGCGGUUUCCACAAACUUAACCGGCCCGUCCUGCUGGUGUACAGCCACGACUACUCCGAGCCGAUUCGUCGUCACGGCAACCAGCGCGUGCUGGCGCCGUACCGGAGGUCGCGCCGCUCGUCGUCGCCUGCACAGGAGCAAUCGCAGAGCGCCAACCUGCACCGCUGCAUGCGCCGGGAGUACAAUCUCGACUUCCUAAGCGCCGGCAUCCUGGGAGACUCUCUGAUAGCGCCGGCGACGCUCGACAUUGGAAUCUGCAACGGAGAGUGCAUCUCGCCGGGCUCGACCAACGGCAUGCGUCUCACGAAUCACGCGCGGUUGCAGGCCGUGCUGCACAGCAAUAAAACCCUGGAGCACACCAUCCCCGCGCCGUGCUGCUCACCGAACACGCUGGGCGCCGUUUCGUUCAUCUACCAAGUGCAGGGAACGAUGGUGGCAAGGAUCCGGCACGACGUCGUUGUGGACUCGUGCGGCUGCCGGUGAUGCACGAGGAUCAGGCACGGCGUCAUCGUCGAGUCGUGCGGCAGACGGUGAUGCAAUGCAAUCGCAACGCUUAUGGUCGCUGUGAUAUGCAUUCCUGAAUUGUGAUGAUGUCGACACACCUGGCUGAUUUGUGAUGAUCGGAUGGCAUUGACGGAGCGACUAUGUUGUCAUUAUGGAUUUCUGGAUUCAGUCGUUACUUGAUGGUGCUGCUGCUGAUGAUGAUGAUGAUGAUGUCAUCAGGCGCAGAGCAUGACUCACCAUGGCUAUGCAGAGCAUAUGGCCAUAGAUGCAUUAUUUCAACAUUUCUGAUCAGCGCAGAAAUUCGCCCACUGUACAUGUGCUAGAAUGGUGUUAUUGGAAGCAGCGCAGGUAUAAAAGCAAACGGAAGCGUUACAAAAUGAAAUCAAUUUUAUAUUAUGUCAAUUGAAAUACCUGCGUCAGCGCUGCGGAGAUGUGUUGAAGCUAGGUGUCAGGACGUCGAACGUCUCAGUACUCUGCCAGUUUUGUGCCUAGUUAUUGCACUUUCUGACUGUAUAAAGUAUCAUGUUGCAGUGAUGGAGAGUUAUUCUUAACUCGUAUCCAUAAUGUCCUUUUCCUUUCUACAUUUAUUUAUGGCUCAACAUCCGAGUUUCAAUUGAGUGUUCUAUAUUUUCUGAAAUUGGGUUGUCAUUUUGCUUUGACUCUUACUUCAUGGUGUGUUGAA